Molecule: messenger RNA, 4428 nt
Organism: Fusarium venenatum
Lineage: Eukaryota; Fungi; Ascomycota; Sordariomycetes; Hypocreales; Nectriaceae
Product: 60S ribosomal uL4 domain-containing protein
Biological process (GO): translation
Cellular component (GO): ribosome; cytosolic large ribosomal subunit
Molecular function (GO): RNA binding; structural constituent of ribosome
Source: RefSeq, a predicted model, not a curated record
AUGGGCGAGUCGUUUGAUAUCCAGAACCUACUCCAGACGGGGUACUUCACAACUUCUCGGGCCAAAAGCCCAAAGCCUCCACCAUCGCAGAUUGAGGAUCGUCCUUCUUCUCAGCCUCCAGCCCAGCAGCAACCGUACCAACUACCUUAUUACCCAUUAAUACCACGACCGAAGUCUGCAGUCCCAGCACGAGUUCCAAAAGUUCGACCACCGCCACCCUCUGUCGAAGAUGAAGAAGUUUCACUCAAGCGAGAACAUGGAGCAUCCAUCUCCACGAACCAGGAGGAAGAGACCCCGUCACGUGGGGAAGCUGAACAAAAUCCGGUGAUUAUGGAGGUACAUGAAUAUAACCCCGAGCGACGGUUUGUUAUUUUGACAGGCUCUUCAAGUGGUUCAGAAGGAGGAGAAACCGACAGGAAGAGCGGGCCAGACAGAAGAAGUGAGCCUGAGAGAAAGGCAGAGGGACAUAGGCGCACCGAAUCUGGCAAAAAAUCUGAGCCAGAAAGGAAGAAUGAAUUAGAGUCAAAGCCUCCGCGAGUUGAGCGCUUUGAGAGACCUGAACGAAGUGAGCGCGCUGAGCGACAGGAAAGACCAGAAAGAGUUGAGCGAUUGGAAAAACCAGAGAGAUCAGAAAGAAACGAAAGGGUUGACCGGCAGGAUAGACCCGAAAGAAGUGAACGAAUAGAGCGAAACGAUAGGCCUGAACGCAUCGAGAGGGCCGAACGACAGGAGAGGCCGAUGAGCGACACCUAUACAGACGCAAGAUCCAGCCGAAGAUAUGAUGCCAGCCUGAAAGCCAAUGCAUCAACAACUAGGGAGCGCAGCAGACCGCCCCUAGAGAAACGACGCAGCAGACAAGAUUUACCUCGACUGGAAACUGAGUUUCGAGAUGAUCAGUUGCCCGAGAAAUACCGUACCCGUCCUUCAGUGUCCGCAAGCAGCCGUUAUGAACAGCCUCCUGCCCGGCCACCCAAAAUCCCAGUUGAUCCCCUGCUUGCGCCUGAAAUUAUUAAGAGCAGCGCCAGCGGCCGCGAUCAAGCGUACUAUGGACAGUCCCAAAGUGCUGCUCGCAGGUCACCUACCCGGCCCAACAAUGUGUCCAGCAUGCCGGGCGAACGACGGUAUGAAAGCAGCCAUACCCGAAACUCUUCAACUGCAUCCACGACGAAACGUACAACUGUCGAGUCUGAGAAGUCGACGCGACCUUUGUCCAAGGAGAGAGUUGGUGAGGCCCCCACUCGCCCGCUCUCAAAAGAACGGGCUGAUGAGAAACCCUCUCGUCCUUUGUCGAAGGAGGGUCGCCCUUUAUCGAAGGAGGGCCGUCCUUUAUCUAAAGAAGGACCCAAAGUCGAGUCCCCUUACAGGAGUGAGUACGCAUCGAGAAGUAGCAGGAAGGAAAACUCUCCUCCUUAUUCAAGACCAGAACGUGAGGAUUAUGGUCGAGCCUCAACAUUCCCUUCUCGUGAGCCUGUGCGAGAAUCGACAACUCGACGUGACGACCGCCGUGAUGGCCGUGAUGAUCGUGGGGAUGAUAGUCGCUCCGGCGAUGACCAUCCCAAGGGCCCGCGCGAACUUCAUCCUAGGCGUAAGAAGUCUGUUGUUCUGUCGGAUGAAAGAGAUUCUCAACCAAAGUUGGAGAAGGUCGAUGCACCUAGCGGUCCCAGGGAGAAGAUUCGUGGACCUACGAUCCCUGUCCCUAUCCCUAUUCCCAUCCCUAUUCCCAAUGGAUCAACUCCAUCAUCAGAAGUCCCUCCAAGCAUAAGGCCCGCCUCAACAUUCCCAAUAACCAGGGAUCACCAUCCUCUUCCCGAAAGGCCAAAAUCGGAACUUCCUUAUCCUAUGGACGAUGAUCCUUUGGUUGACCCCUUUGACGUUCGGGGCAACGCGGAAAGGAUUGGUAGGUCACAAUCUCGAUAUGACGGCGAUUCUGUCGUCUCGAUGCCUAGCAUGCCAGCUCCUAUUCCUAGUGGCCCUGGAACAUCACUCGACUCUAGGCCUGCGUCGGCUUUUCCAUCAACCAACCGUCCUCCGCCUUCUGCACAAUCUUGGCAACCACCGGCCUUUGAUCCCAUUCGAGACGGCGUUCGCCUCGAGAAACCAGUAGGAUCCGUUCGGCGUCACUCGGAACAUCAGGAAGCGACAGGUGUUACCACGUUUCCCGAAUGCCGCCGCAAGCAUCCCGUAGCAGGUUUAGUGGACUGGCUCACGCUACCUCGUACAGAUUUUAAUAUUUGUCCAGACUGCUAUGGCUCUGUCUUUGCAAAGACGCAGUAUCGAAACCCAUUCCAGCCCAUGCUUCGUCCCACAUCCCAGCCGAUUUCAUGUGAUUUUGGUGUUGGGCCGUGGUAUCGUAUCGCAUGGCUUCUUACUUUAAAGAACGAGCUGCCUGAUCUGCGACUCUUUCACGACGUUGCCAACGCCAUCACUGCCACCAAGAGUCUCCCUUGCCCGGGUGAUAGAGUCACCGCGCGCAACUGGCAAACACUCUGGAAUCCAUACACACGACAACCUGUCUACGAUUUCACAGUGUGUCCUCAGUGUGUCAAGACAAUUCAUGCGCUAUUUCCUAAUCUUACAGGCAUCUUCAUUCCUGUCGACUCCCGUUCAGAGCCAACUAGAGGGCUCUGCGCAUUGCGCUUCAAGCCGAAACGGAAACGAUUCGUCAUGUACUUUGACGCUUUGGAAACAACGUCGGAUCAAGCACGACGGGAGCAAGAAGAGCCAGACCUCAAUACUCUUGCACAAGACAUCGAAAAGAUGGCUGCAGUGAGUGAGUGUCAGGAAGACAAGCCCAUGGUCAACGGGCAUUGGCACAUCAUGCAGUUCCUCCAGCAGUUUACUGUUUGUGGCGAAUGCUUUGAUGAGGUGGUUCGGCCCUCGAUCAAGGAUGACAACGUCAUUGCUCGCAAUUUCUACAUGAAGCCGCAAAAGCUGCCACUUGCAACGUGCCAGCUCUACUCUAAUCGAAUGAGAGAUAUUUUCAAGAAGGCUUGUCGAUGGAAUGAUCCCAAGUACUUGGAGGCUAAGGUACUUGAACGGUUGGAUGUCGAGGCCAUGAUCCACGAUAAGCUGGCCAGGCUGGAGAGAUCAUCUGAAGAUGAGAAUUGGGUUGAAGAGCAAGUGGAUAAGUACAUUCAGGAAUGGAAGAGGUGCAGCAGCAGUGCUAUUAGCACAGUUUUCCACGUCACGUGUGCAUACGUUGGCGGAUCGUCGACCCCACCUGGUGGGUCGGUUAGGGUCUCCUCAUCCCACCAAAGUGCGGUUUCUGCAAAAUUGCCCAAGGUGAAAUUUCGCGAGCCUUGCAACCUCCCACUCCUCAGCAAAUUUCGACGCCGCACGACGCCCGAGGUCCAAGUCUCAACCUUCACAAUGGCUUCCAGACCUACCGUCACUAUUCUCGGCAAAGAUGGUGCUCCCACUGGAGCUACCCACGCCAUUCCUGCUGUCUUCACCAGCCCGAUCCGACCGGACAUUGUCCAGCAGGUUCACACCGGCAUGGCCAAGAACAAGCGUCAGCCCUACUCCGUGAGCGAGAAGGCUGGUCACCAGACCUCUGCUGAGUCUUGGGGUACCGGUCGUGCUGUUGCUCGUAUUCCUAGGGUUUCUGGUGGCGGUACUCACCGCGCUGGUCAAGCUGCCUUCGGUAACAUGUGUCGUUCCGGUCGUAUGUUCGCCCCUACAAAAAUUUGGAGAAAGUGGCACGUCCGAGUCUCGGUCGGACAAAAGCGAUACGCCGUUUGCUCUGCCCUCGCUGCCUCCGCGGCCGUUCCUCUGCUCCAGGCCCGUGGACACCAGGUCAACUCCGUCCCCGAGGUUCCUCUGGUCAUCGACUCCGCUGUUUUCGAGGCUGCUGCCAUUGCCAAGACCUCCGCUGCUCUCGGUCUCCUGAAGGCUGUUGGUGCCGCUGAGGACGUCAGCAAGGUCAAGAACUCCAAGAAGCUCCGUGCUGGUAAGGGCAAGCUCCGUGGCCGCCGCCACCGCCAGCGACGUGGCCCUCUUGUCAUCUACUCCCCCGAGACUGAUGGCAAGGAGCUUAUCACCGCUUUCCGCAACAUCACUGGUGUCGAGACCUGCCCCGUCACCGCUCUCAACCUCCUCCAGCUCGCUCCUGGUGGUCACCUUGGUCGAUUCAUCGUUUGGACCUCCGGUGCUUUCAAGGCUCUUGACAGCAUCUACGGUUCCACCACUGAGGCUUCCACCCACAAGCGUGACUUCCUCCUUCCUUCCAACGUUGUCUCUCAGGCCGAUCUUACUCGCCUGAUCAACAGCUCUGAAAUCCAGAGCUCCAUCAACGCUCCCAAGGGAGAUGCUAUCACUCGCCGAUCUGCUGUCCAGAAGAAGAACCCUCUCAAGAACAAGCAGGUCAUGCUUCGCCUGAACCCCUACGCCACUGUCUUCGCUCAGGAGGCUCAGAAGAAGCAGAACUAA